UCGCUUCGUUUUUUGUGGUGUGGUGAAUGUGUCAACUUUUUUAAAUUCAAUUUUAUUGCAAUUAAAAAAUAAAUAAUGAAAGAUAUUUUCAAAAUAAUUCUCAUUUUAAUUGUGUGCAGGAAAUUAGCGCUUUGCAAUGGGGCCGGUAAAUCCUAUUACACAGCCGGCGUAGUAGAGUUUUUACCGACAAUUGCCGGCAUGUCGUCUGCUGAUAUCGUCAAUGAGCAUUUGGAGGCAUACGUACGCAUUAUUAAAUCAGCGGAAGCCAACGAUACAGAUAUCAUUGUAUUUCCUGAGGGCACAUUGAAUAAUGCACUUCAAACGACUUAUGUGCCCGCAGCACAUGAGAAGGUUGUGCCAUGUCUGAACGUGACGGGGAUGGUCUAUGCGGAUUUUCUAAUGCAAUUGUCUUGUGCUGCACGUACGGCUCGAAAAUAUUUAGUAAUUAAUUUAACGGAAAAGGAGAAUUGCACUGCGGUUGCACAGGAUACACGUUCAUGUGCUGCCAAUGGCUUGAAUGUCUAUAAUACGAAUGUUGUGUUCGAUCGGGAGGGAUGUGUGAUUUCACGCUAUCGUAAAGUACACAUCUAUGUAGAGCAGAAAAACACAACACUUGAGCCGGAGUAUGGCAUAUUCGAAACGGAUUUUGGUGUACGAUUCGGGCAUUUUAUAUGUUUUGACAUUCUGUUUUACACUCCAGCAGAGGAGCUAGUCGUUCGUUAUGGUAUUAAGGACAUUAUAUUUACUAGUAUGUUCUAUUCGGAAUUGCCAUUUCUGACAGCUGUUCAACUACAACAAUCCUGGGCAUGGGGUAAUGAUGUUAACGUACUAGCUGCAGGGGCUAGUUUACCAGUCGCUGGUGUAACUGGGACUGGUAUAUAUGCUGGAGUUCAAGGUGAUCUAGUAUCAGUAAUGGUUGGAGGUGUUGGUAUCAGAAAACUUUAUGUCUCACAGGUGCCAAUUAUAUCAAAUAAAACUUUAACGAAUGAUUAUGAGUAUAAACAAAAAACUGAAACUUCUAUGCCGAUUGUAGCGAGCGAUGAAUUAACCCUAUUAAAGGAUCCACAAAUAGAAAAUUUCACAUCUCUGCUUUUGGAUUUUACUACCCAGCAAAAUAUAACACAAACCUUAUGUAAUAAUGACUUUUGUUGUCGUUUUGAUAUCGCAACCCAAUCGAUUGACACACCUGCCGAAACUGUUUACUAUAAAUAUCGUAUAGGUGCGUUCAAAGGACAGCGCACCUAUCAGAAAAAUGAAUGGUCGGACAUACAAAUUUGCGCACUUUAUGCUUGUAAAAAUGAGAGUGUUGCCAGCUGUGCGGAAAUUUUCAACAGCACUGCAGUAGUAAAGCCCAAUAUCGCUUUCAAAUCCCUUCAAAUUGUGGGGGAUUUCAUGAAGGCCGAUAAACUUCUUAUCAUGCCAAAUACACUCGAUGGCAGUUUGCUCUCGUUAAGCGCAGAAACACUGGGUUGGCAUGUCAUAGAUCAGCGAGAACACUACACCGCACACAUGAACUUAACUCGGCCAUAUUGUGACAGCUUGUUGACAUUUGGAAUUUAUGCUAAUUAUUAUGACAGAUCAGCGACAACACGUACUGCCAGCUACAGCAACACCACGCCCACUGUACUCCUCUGCACUCUUGCACUGGUACUACUUGUGUGGCGUUUUUAGAUGGAAAUGCAUUGUUUUGCCUCCGACUCAGCUAAAAUAUUCAUGUUUUAAUUUCUGUGCUGUGUGCGAGCAGUUAUUUUUAUAGCUGCAAUUCGAGAUACAAGAUACACAAAUAUAUUCAGUAGCAAUUACAUACAGUAUGAGUUUGUUUAUAC
Teleopsis dalmanni is the source of this 1826-nucleotide messenger RNA. Its product is annotated as vanin-like protein 1. The record is from RefSeq and is a predicted model, not a curated record. The transcript has 4 exons. Bases 76 to 1671 code for a protein of 531 amino acids. Gene Ontology annotation, molecular function: hydrolase activity, acting on carbon-nitrogen (but not peptide) bonds, in linear amides. NCBI's taxonomy places the organism in Eukaryota, Metazoa, Arthropoda, Insecta, Diptera, Diopsidae.